AUGAAAUCAAAUCAAACCAAAACCGAAUCAAGGAACAAGACGAGAAACACGGGGGAGAAAGAACAAGAAGAGGAUCUGGGAAAGAUUGAAUUGAAUGGAGAAGAGAACGAGGAGUUUGGAACUUUGGAUGGUCGAGAGCCGCCGCGGGUGGGGAGGGGAACGCUAGCCCGCUUGGCGUUAGCGCUCCCUCUUUUGUUCCCUCCGUCGGCGGUGGGCGCUUACCAUCAUUCAUUAUUCUUUCUCCUCUUGUCCAGACUGUCAUUCCUAGUCCCGGCGCCUACCACGUUUCAUCAACAUUAUUGCCUGCGUCUCGACCUCGGUCAUCAUUGGUUCCAUCCUCCUGAGGAUUUGGCCUCCAUCUCUCGCCGGUCUCGUGCCCCCUCGACCUUGCACAAGGAGCUGGCUGCCUACAUCCGCGCGUUUGAACAGCUCCAACACUCCUAUUUACCCAACCCUGGAAUUAUGGCCACCUCCGACUACUCAAAUCCGGAAUCUCUGGAUGUGUUGGCGACGACGGUGAAUCAAACGAUGGUUGAAACCGGGCGAUUCUUCAAAUCGAAAGGUUCGUCGCAGAAUAGCGCCCAGCUGAAACGAGCCGUCCCUGUUGCGCAGGAGCAGUUUCAAUCCGCGCUUGACAACCUGUCUGAACAAAUAUUCAUCGCAAAAGCGUUCCUCGAGAGGGACUACGAGGUAGUCAAGGCCAGAAAGGCUGCCUUAAGACCCGUGGAAGAUGUUGUUAAGAAUGAACCAAUCGUCAAGCAAGAGCCAGAGGCUGCGCCGCAGCCCCGGGAAUCUGCCGAGGAGCCAGGUAAGACUGAAAUCAGACGAGAGCAGGACAGCCCUUCGUCGCAGCCACCGUCAACCGCGGAAGUCCCUCAACCGGCGCCAACCCAAACGCCCGUCAAGACAGAGAAGCCGGACGAACCGAAGUCUACUGCUCCAGACCAAAACCUCUCCGGACCGACGGAUGUCAAUUUUGAUUCUGUGCUCAAUGAUACGACGGGCGGGGCGAAUGAGUUCGAUCUUAACUUGGACUUCGGGGACGAUGACAUUGGGAACGAAACCUUCCUUGCAGGAUCCAACAUGGACAGUAAGAACGCCGGCGUUACAGGGCAAGGGAAAGGAAACCACCUCCCUGGCAACGAAACGACUGACUUGCCCGGAACAGAAAAUCCAAAUGCAAACCUCCCAGCGGGAGGGGAUGCAUUCGACCUGGAAUUACAAAAGGCCGAAGCAUUUUCGGGUGCCGACGGCGCUCAGGACGGGAUGUUCGGUGGUGGUACAGACGAUAUGAUGGUACCUGGAGAAUCCAGCUUCGACGACCUGUUCAUGGAAAGCGAGAACUUUGGGGGCGAAGGGGAUGGGGACCCCGGUCUGCUGGAAGGGGAUAGACUGAUGAACAUCAACGAGAUUGACGAUAACUGGUUUACUUGA
Molecule: messenger RNA, 1434 nt
Organism: Aspergillus affinis
Lineage: Eukaryota; Fungi; Ascomycota; Eurotiomycetes; Eurotiales; Aspergillaceae
Exons: 3
Coding region: 1-1434 (477 amino acids)
Source: RefSeq, a predicted model, not a curated record